Messenger RNA from Egretta garzetta (little egret), 874 nucleotides. It is a transcript of the gene RPP38, whose product is annotated as ribonuclease P/MRP subunit p38. The record is from RefSeq and is a predicted model, not a curated record. Gene Ontology annotation, cellular component: fibrillar center; nucleolar ribonuclease P complex; ribonuclease MRP complex. The coding region runs from base 23 to 874 and encodes 283 amino acids. Gene Ontology annotation, molecular function: ribonuclease P RNA binding; ribonuclease P activity. Gene Ontology annotation, biological process: tRNA 5'-leader removal. The transcript has a single exon. Lineage: Eukaryota; Metazoa; Chordata; Aves; Pelecaniformes; Ardeidae.
CAAAACACAAAAGAACCUCAGGAUGUCUGUGAUUCAGCAAGGGACGGCAACACUUCGUAAAGCAAAGAAAAUCACUGUAAAAACGUGUCUAGAUAACCCCUUUGUUUUUCAAUGGAAACCCAUAGAUGGAGAAGAUAUGCAUUUUAUACUACAGACCUUAGAAGAAAGGAUUAAACAUACUGGACUUAAAAAGAUUGAGACUCCAAGAAAGAAAAAACGUUCCCUUACAAAAAAACAAGUGGAAAGAAAGUGUGAUGCUAGCACCAAUGAACUCCCUAAAGAAGAGGAAGCAGAAGUCCUUCGACAAAAAACAGGGUGGACUGACAUAAAUAUCAGAAGACAGCUUGCUAUUGGGGUUAACGAAGUUACAAAAGCAUUGGAAAAAAAUGAACUACUCCUCUUGCUGGUGUGCAAGUCUGCAAAACCUGCCAUGAUCACAUCGCAUCUUAUUCAGCUGAGCGCAAGUCGAGCCACACCAGCAGGCCAGGUUCCCCGUCUCAGUGAAACAGUUGCGCCACUUCUUGGCUUAACAUCCAUUUUAGCGCUAGGCUUUAAAAAGCAGUCUGAUAAAUUUACCGAAGCAAUAGAAGCAAUAAUUCCAAAGAUACCAGCUUUGGAAGUGCCAUGGUUUCAGUACAGAGCUGAAGAACCAGUGGCUUACGCACAUACAGAUUCUUCAGAAAAUCAGGAACCCGAGCAGCUUGCAGGGGCGCUGGGGGAUGAGCUCACAAGCCAGAAGCGGAAGCGUACAGAAAGCAAUCAGCUGGAUCUUUCAAAUGUAAUCUUGCAGCCUUUGAAAAUCAAGAAACUUGUUCCAAAUCCAAAUAAGAUAAAGAAGCCACCUCGCAAAAAGAAGAAAGCUUUUUCAGCAUAA